This is a messenger RNA of Pungitius pungitius (ninespine stickleback), 3725 nucleotides long. RefSeq names its product EBF transcription factor 2 (gene ebf2). The transcript is spliced from 15 exons. Bases 403 to 2178 code for a protein of 591 amino acids. NCBI's taxonomy places the organism in Eukaryota, Metazoa, Chordata, Actinopteri, Perciformes, Gasterosteidae. The record is from RefSeq and is a predicted model, not a curated record. Gene Ontology annotation, molecular function: RNA polymerase II cis-regulatory region sequence-specific DNA binding; DNA-binding transcription factor activity, RNA polymerase II-specific. Gene Ontology annotation, biological process: regulation of transcription by RNA polymerase II.
ACUGUUUCGAUCCGAUCUGGCCCUCUGACAAAGGGAUACUUGCACUGCACACCCAUAUUUGAGAGAGUAUUUUUGGGAAAGGACUGAACUGUGUGAGGAAUGAGCACAGCGAGCAGGUGAUCAUCUGCACUCGAACCGACUCUGGCGUUUUGGGCUUGGACAAUGCUUGCAACUUGUGUGGGGAUAUAUCUGUUAUCAUCGUUCCAGCCUUGAAGGAAAGUGCUUGGAUUUUGAACUGCGGGCACUUUCUGAAACACCAUCGCUCAGCGUCGGUCACACAGGAGCGCAGCGCCGUGGCUGGACCUUCCGUUGUUUUGUUGGCCAAAGUGCUUUAGCGAACAAGCUGAGUUUUUUUUAUAAAGUUUUUAAAAAGUGCUACCAAACGGGAAGGACGUGGCUUAAAUGUUCGGAAUCCAGGAGCAUUUGAUGCGAGAAGUGAGCGGAUUAAAAGAGAGAAGUCUUGCGGAGGAGAUGGACCCGGUCCGUUCGUGGGUGCGUAAUGUCGGGGUUGUCGAUGCGAACGUAGCGGCGCAAAGCGGAGUAGCUUUGUCGAGAGCUCAUUUUGAGAAGCAGCCGCCCUCAAAUCUCCGCAAGUCCAACUUCUUCCACUUUGUCCUGGCGCUCUAUGACAGACACGGCCAACCUGUGGAGGUGGAGAGGACGGCCUUUGUGGACUUUGUUGAACAUGACAAGGAGCAGACGGGAGAAAAGACAAACAACGGCACUCACUACAAGCUGCAGCUCCUCUACAGCAACGGGGUUCGCACAGAGCAGGAUCUUUAUGCACGACUUAUUGACUCCGUCACUAAACAGCCCAUAUCAUACGAAGGACAAAACAAGAAUCCAGAAAUGUGCAGAGUUCUGCUCACUCAUGAGGUCAUGUGCAGCCGCUGUUGUGAGAAGAAAAGUUGCGGCAACCGAAACGAGACGCCCUCUGACCCAGUCAUCAUUGACAGGUUUUUCCUGAAGUUUUUCCUAAAAUGUAACCAGAAUUGUCUGAAGACAGCAGGAAACCCGAGGGAUAUGAGGAGAUUCCAGGUGGUCUUGUCCAGCACCGUGAGUGUAGAUGGCCACGUCCUGGCAGUGUCCGACAACAUGUUUGUCCACAACAACUCUAAGCACGGCCGAAGGGCCCGCAGACUGGAGCCCGGCGAGUCUGUGGAGAAUACUAUGGAAUAUGCCACCCCGUGCAUCAAAGCCAUUAGUCCCAGUGAGGGCUGGACCACCGGCGGGGCGAUGGUCAUCGUCAUUGGGGAGAACUUUUUUGACGGCCUGCAGGUGGUGUUUGGCAGCAUGCUGGUGUGGAGUGAGCUGAUCACACCACACGCCAUCCGUGUCCAGACGCCUCCUCGACACAUCCCCGGGGUCGUGGAGGUCACACUGUCUUAUAAAUCCAAACAAUUCUGCAAGGGAGCACCUGGACGCUUCAUUUACACAGCCCUAAAUGAGCCCACUAUAGACUAUGGCUUCCAGCGACUUCAAAAGGUCAUUCCUCGACAUCCUGGUGACCCGGAGAAAUUAGCCAAGGAGAUUCUCCUAAAGAGAGCAGCAGAUCUUGUGGAGGCCCUCUACGGAAAUCCACACAGUAAUCAGGACAUGCUGCUGAAACGUGCAGCAGACAUCGCCGAGGCGCUCUACAGUGUUCCUCGUCCUCACAGUCAGCUGCAGGCGCUGCCCAGCUCACCGGCCCACGGCAGUGUCAUGGGCCUGGGCUCAUAUCCUUCUCAGUUAGGCGUCAGCAUCGGGGAGCACGGACAGAGCAGCCAAGGUUACAUCAGAAAUUCCAGCAGUUUGUCUCCAAGGGGUUACCCAUCAGCCUCCACUCCUCAGCACUCAAGUUACGGGGGCGGCGGAGGGAUGACUGGAGGCUAUGGGACAGUUCCCAUGACCAGUCUCGGAGUCCCUGGCUCUCCUGGUUUCAGCAGUGCCUCCCCCACCGGCUCUCCCUACAUAAUGCCGUCCAGCCCCACCAUACCAGGGAGCUCCAGCUCUUCAUCGUCCCUCUUGCCUUUCUCCUCCUUCCCGUCUGCUGCUAAACAGAAGAGUGCUUUUGCCCCCGUCCUCAGGCCCCAGGGCUCUCCCUCCCCUGCCUGCCCCGCCACAGGGGGGAACAGCUUCAGAGGUAGCCAUCCAACUCACUAUCUGACCCCCCUGUCCGAGCUCACGAAUGCAGUCUAACCCCCUCGUACUAACCGCUCGAAAGUUUGACUGAACAAGGCGGAAAGAAAAGUUGCUGGAUGUACAAUAAUGCAAGAGCUGAUUGAUUAGAAUCAUAGAUUUGGUAUAUUUUUUUCUCUCCAGCGAUGAUGGGCCUGGUUGUUCCCCCGAUGUAAGCAAAGCACCCACACCAAGCUACCCCAGACCACUGCUUCACUUAGCCCCUUUUUGGCAUUUCGAGGGAAGGGAGAACGGAAAAUGUCUCACUUUUGAUCACCGUUUUAAACUUUCCCUCCCGAGCCCCCCCCCCCCCCCAACCUGCCAUUUCUUAGUCCCUUCUUCUUGAAAAGGAUGGGUUUUGAUAACGUCCAAAGAACAGCCAUCUACUUAAGAGGCAAAGCACAUUACAACAGGACAAAGCUCCUUAGCUAACAGCACCAGACUUGACCAGGUAUUGCUGUGUGUGCGUGUGUGUCAAAAGGAAAACUCCAGAUUCAAAAGCAUCUGUAUUGACCUCUGGCGAGCUACCGCAUGCAUCUGAUUCUUCCAACGCGCAUAAACCGCCUUCAGAGACGAACAAUUCUGGUGCAACUUUGCAGCUCUGAGACGCAGGGUGCUGUCUGUCCAUGUGUGGACACCUUUAAUGGCACGAGAAUACGCUGCCUGUGAGUAAGCAAGAGUUUUCUUUUUGUAGUAGAGUUUUUGAUGACAAUUUACAUUCCAGAAAAAUAGACCCUUUAUUUUUUGUUCUGAUCUCUAGGGUUUUACAAGAGAGAACUCUUUGUCUCAGUGGUUAUUACUAAAGGAAUUCAUAUAUUGAUUUAUUUAAGAACAAGCAAUUUAACUUAUUAUAGUUAGUUUAGGGAAUAAUAUAAACGUGUUUUUAUAAAGUGGUCCUUUUCCAACUGUUAAUGAAAUGAAGUUAUCUCAACAAUUGCUAAUUAAUUUGCUAAAUGGUCAUUAGUGGAGAGGAUAAAGUCCGGCACACUUUUUGGAAAUAAAAUGUCCCCAGUUUUCAAGGUUCUAGCAUAAUGAAUUUGUACCCUAAAGAGUGUAUUGUCCUUGUGUAAAGGAAGAAUGUUAGUUAGCCCUAUUCUUUUUCAUUUUACUUAUAAUGCAUGCUUCCUCACACCAGCCCUGAUAUUAUUUCAUUCCACAUUGCAAAUUUGAAUAUGAUUUAACAAUUAUAAUUAAAAUGCCUCAACCCAAUACAGGUGUUUAGUCACUAUGCAGUACAGUAAAUGAAAACAUACAACUGCUCAAUUGAAAAGAACGGGGCGUAUUAGGUGUUAAUGAAUCCAUAUCAUGCUGUUCUUACUCAUUGAUUUGUGUCAUCAGAACACAAACUUCAUUCUCAGGUCGUGAAAACAGAGAACACAAAGAGUAGAUGACACUCUUUUUAGAGUUUGGUUAAUUUAAUUUAUUUAAAAAAUAUUAGCAAUUUAAUAAUGUGUUUUUUUUAAGCCAUCAUCCUUUGAAACGGUACACAAAAUGGUGCAAAUGUGAUUUGUAUAUCUUCAAGGUGUAAUUAUAUUUUGUGCUCCAAAUAAAACAAAUAAGUAAACGUC